GUACCUUUCACUCGCUGCCAGGUACUGUUUAAGGAAAUUAGUAUCACCGUCCAAAGUGCCCGUAAAGGUCCAAGACUUCCUCUCCAUCUAUCUGCUCACCUUCCUGCCUCCCUUGCCAGCCUCGAAAGCCGUGUCUAGUCUAGCAGUCUGGGGUGGUCUGGGGAAAUGGGAUUUGGAUAGAGUGGCGAGGAGAGAAAGCAUGAGCUGACAUUGGUUCCAUAUCAUAUCAAAAAAUAUAUAAAAAAAUUAAUAGCUUCGUGUAUGUCGGGGGGUGGGAAGGGAAGACUGAAAAAGGAGAUAAUUAUUGAUGAUUCUCAACUGGACGGCCAUCAUACUCUGAGCACAAGGUCUUUAAUUUGAUCUCAAGAAUACCCAUCACGAUCACGACUGCAACAACACGUUUCGAGAAAUAUAGUUUGGCUACGGAAACUCCCCCUCCCUCUCUCGUCUUCCCUCUCACCUAAAUUUAUACCACAAUAAGCAAAAACUUACACCUCCCCCAUCAAACAUUUUCUUGCCAGCUCCGUACUUCGGCCUUCCCCCAAACUCAAUCCUUGUCGACCUACGGGGUAAAUCGCCAUGCAUGAAUUAUUCCUCUCGGCAUCCGUGGACAGCGAAGAUGUAUCGCAUUCUCUCCGCGUGCUCCAGGGCUAUUGUGGCAUGAUCCCCCAGCACUCUAUUCGGCGGCGAUUAGUAUUCGAAGGCCCACGCAGUCGAAACAAUUUGAAGGGUCUUGAUCCUUCCUUUCUGAAAGCCCAACCGCCGAAUAAACAAUUCUGGUGGAAAUCGCUCAACGAGCAGCUGAUUCGUCAAUCUUAUGUUCUGACUCUCAUAUAUGAUGUUGAUAAAAGUCAAUUUGGUCAGCCAGCAAAGGAGCUUGAUGGUGGAGAAGGUCAACCCGGUCUUCUCCCAUGUGAUGAGGUGCCGGGUACAAUAAGAUGGACCGAUCUUCCAGAUCCAGCCAAUGCUGCUGUCGUGAACAGCAGAAUGUUCAUUGCGAUAGACAAUGAAAAGUCAUUAUGCAGACUCCUUCAAGCAAGCAGUCACCGAUUCACACGGGAAAUUAUUCAAGAAAGUCACCGAACAGUUCACAAUAACAUAGUUUUCACACUUAGUCGCUACUUUGAAAUCCCUUCCGAGUUCCAGGAAGUUGAUAGUAGCUCACGCCCCAAGGUUAAUAGCAGGCUACCUCCCUUCGAAUUAUUGGAACCAUUUGAUGCUGAAGAUAAAUGGAUUUUAACUGCUAGCAUUGAGGUUCAGAAUGGAGCUGAUCCUGAUCAUAUGAAGAGUGCAAUGGCAGAGCUAUCGGGAGCCCAAGAGGAAUUCAAGGGAUGUUUCGCUUUGAAAGCAGCAGACAGGCAUACCUUUGAUACCAAAGUCAAAGUGCAGGCUUGAGGGGAAUGUGUAAUAAGGUAGUGCCAUGUUAGAGACGUGAGGGGCUGUCUUCUAAUCGCUUGAUCUAGGAUGAGAA
Messenger RNA from Botrytis cinerea B05.10, 1471 nucleotides. RefSeq lists its product as hypothetical. Bases 580 to 1395 code for a protein of 271 amino acids. NCBI's taxonomy places the organism in Eukaryota, Fungi, Ascomycota, Leotiomycetes, Helotiales, Sclerotiniaceae. Gene Ontology annotation, molecular function: transcription coregulator activity. The record is from RefSeq and is a predicted model, not a curated record. The transcript is spliced from 3 exons. Gene Ontology annotation, biological process: regulation of transcription by RNA polymerase II; termination of RNA polymerase II transcription. Gene Ontology annotation, cellular component: mediator complex; core mediator complex.